Molecule: messenger RNA, 3457 nt
Organism: Passer domesticus (house sparrow)
Lineage: Eukaryota; Metazoa; Chordata; Aves; Passeriformes; Passeridae
Exons: 11
Coding region: 402-1085 (227 amino acids)
Source: RefSeq, a predicted model, not a curated record
CUAACGCCGCUGUGGCGCGGCCCAGGCCGCAGGCCCCGACAGCUGCGCACAAUUAAGCGCAAAGAUAAACUGUGAAGGCACUUUCAAAGCUGCUGCGGAGGAAGGAAAUGCAUUUCUGCCUGCAGUUGUAAUGCAGGGCUUGUGCAGAGAGAGAUGAAGCGUGAAGCGAAGGUCAGCUGAUGUUUUUUGGACUGAUGCAGCACUGAUGACAGGAAUGUGAUCUGUGCUCUAGGUUUGGAGAUAUGAAGACUGGUCUGCAUGUACAAAUGUCACUGAAGUAAUCUUUGGACUUAGAUCACUGCUCACUGCUUAGAGAAGGUUUACCAUUUACAUGAAAAUUAAGUAUAAGAGUUAUCAUCAGAUUUGUAGACCUGGAUUCGCAGUAUGGAACUUGGAGAAGAAUGCAGGAUCCUGCCAGUCAGGAGGAAUUUCUUCCUGGGUUGUCUGGCAUUGGAAUGGGCUCUCCAGUCACAAUUUUUCCUGCCUACUUGAAGACUCAAGCAUCUUGGUACCCCUUUUUAUUUAAUGGAGCCAUUGGACAUUCAGUGAUACUCCCAAGCUGCUUCAACACAGCCACCCCUGCCCUGUGCUUUUGGGCCCACAAGGAUGACAAUUUACCUGCCCCACCUGCACUCUCUAGGAGCACUGAAAGCUAUGCUCAGGGGAUGCUCCUGGGGGCUGAUAUUUCAUAUCACCAGCUUGCCAUGCCCGUCUAUGACAGGGAGAACAUUUUAGUCGCUCGCCUUGUUGGGUUGCAAACCUUUAUGAACACCGCAACGAAUAUCCCCGGCUUGUGUGAUGUGGAGAAUUGCUUCUGCACAGAGAGACUGCAAACCUGUUCAAUUAAAGGAAAUGCUCAGAUCCAGCUGUUGGAGUCCCAUGAAUGCCAGGACUCCUCACAGGGUAAGACCAGCGCACUCUGCCCUUGGAACAGAUACGACGAUUUGCGCCCUAAUUCUCCUGAAAAAAAGAGUCUUUGUUGGGAGAGGACGACUGGGGAAAGGAGGAGGAAUGCAGAGCGUGUGCAGAAAAUGCCCAGUGAGACCAAGUUUUCUGCAGAUAACAGAGGGGGCUCUAUAGCAUGAGCCUGGUAACGAGGCACCACCAGAAGCACGUACGGUACAAGCUCCUGUUACAGCCAUAGAAUUGCCUUGCAGCAGCUGAGCCCACAGGCUCUGUGCAAGAAAUUUUGCUGAAGAAAUCCCCUCUGCACGUGGCCAGCAGCCUGAAUCAGCCUUUUCUGGUGGAUGGUGAAACAGUGGAAGACCUUUAAAGCGAAUUGCUGCCAUGGGGUUUGUCUGGCUGUGAGGUAAGUUAAGAUGCAAAACCAGAGACAGGUGUGGUCCAGCUGAUGAGGUGGUAUAUAAAUCAAGAGUUGGGACACUAAGGUUUUUUGCAGAUGUGCUUCCCUGAGGAGGAAGAGGGGACGAUUUGGCUCCAGGAGCUGCAGUUUUGUCCCACCCCAUGUACCUGUUCCUGCAACCUCAGCAUCUCUCCUGCUGCUGUGGGGGUGCUUCCCUGAGAUCAGUCUGCCAGCUUGCACCUUCACCUGCAGGGCUGUGGCUCCUGUAGCCACAGAGACCUGCUCCUGUGUGCAGGGAGAGUGUUAGGCCUCCCUUGACAGAGCCAGGGCCGUGCUGAGAGGGGGAGUGGGACACAGAAAACCCUUCCAGCCUGGAGGAACCAGCAGCACUGCAGGCAGAAUCCUGUUGCACAGCAGCCAGACUGGCUGGCACCCCAACAGGGCACUUCAUCCCCAGACAGCUGCAGCUGGCCGUGACAACAGCCAUGCUGGGCAGGGCUGGAGCAGGCUGCAGGGCAGCUAUGGGGGGAAUGCAGUGGCACCCAGGGGUGCUGCUUCCUGCACUGCACAAACCACACGUGCUGUACGCGUGAGACACAAACCCCUCGUGCCUGCCCCCAGUGCACACCACGCUGGAGACACAAAAUACACAGCCCUCCUCUCCUGAAACACACACCACCCCUGCUGCACAGCACUUCCACUCUGCUCACGUGGCAAGCAAAGUAGGGGUGUGCUGCAGACAUGGGGUACAAGCCACAUCAGCCAGCCUCAGGGGGCAGGGUCUGGGUGCUACUCCUGCUUUGCCAGUUCAGGUUUCCCAACCCCUUCCUUUUUGCACUGCUGGGAUUGACAGUAAGCAAAAACAGAGCUCAGCACAUCCCCCCUGGGUAGGACAGCAGAGAAAGCAGCAUUCACCAUCUCCAUUCUUUCCUCUGCCCAUCACCUUUAACCAAACAACAUCCAUGAGAUUUGUCUUAGACCAUCUCAGCCUUCCCAAAGCACUUGUCCUGUUGACCCUCAAUAAUUUCAGGAUGCAUUCAAGUCUUGCUUGAGGCAACGCUGUGCCUGCUGGUUCACACUAAGCCAUGCACAGUGCUAAAGACACAGCUGGGUAGCUCAGGAGCAGAAGGCUGUUACAAGCUGGAGACUGACACUCAUUUCCCCCAAAUAUUUGAUAACAGUGGUUAAUUUCAAUGUCCUACCUGAGUCACUUGUUUGAAGCCAAGUAACCAAAACCAACAACAACAAAAAAAGCUUUUGUACCUUGGCACUAUGGUACAGCAACCAUCCCUCUGCAGUGUGGGCUUCAAGCUGGUUGACUUAAUUCAAAACUGUCUGGUCAAAGACAGUUUAUUUGCCAGGUAUAUGCACCCUUUUCCAAGUAAAACAUUCCAUCUCAGUAAGGUGGUUAACAGCCCACCCUUUCACCCUUAGGAGAAGCAGAUGCCGACUCCAGCACUCCACAGCAGCAAGUCAGAGGCAGUCCCCAAACAACUCUCUGCCUGUGCUGUGGCACAGCAGAUGCUCAGCUAGGGAAGAGCCAGCCUGCUCCCCUCUGUAACCCAACUCCCCCUGCCACAGCCUGGGUGUUUCAGCUGUGAGGGAGCCUUAGCAGGAAUGCUGCAGGACAGUGCUCCUGCCUGCUGAGCAUAGCUUUGAUGGUCACACAUCUUCCUUCUAGCUGGAGGGACUUGCAUGCCCAGCAGGCAGGCAGAGACCUGCCUUUCUCACAUAACUGCUCCUGGUGCUGUUAAUAAACCAAGCCUGGAGCAAGAGCUGUAUUUUGAUUGAUCCUGGACAGAGUGACUCACCAGGUUUGCUGUGGUGGAAGCAGCGUCUUAAAAAAAUGAAAACAAUCAACAACAACAACAACACAAACAAACAACAACAAAAUGCUAUUAAGCACAAUAAGCUGUUGCAUGUUCUGCCUCAGGGUGCAGGCCUGUGCUGGGGCUGAGAAGAGCAGGACAUACUGGUUUUUUGGGGAUUUUUAAAUUGUUUGUUUAUGUAUUGACUCACAAGCAGGUGAGGGCACUCUCCUCCCCUCUGGAAUCCUUCAGCAUCUGAGUGUCACUUGCUCUGUUCACCAAGAGCCACCCACCAAAAUCCACUCUCAGCUUCAGGCCACCAGCAGCACGUCCUUGGAGUUCACUG